AUGAGCCCACCUAGCCUAUCAGCGGCGGGCGACCUCGACGUCCACGGUGACAUGGCAUCAACGCCUCCACCACCGUCAUCAACGUCGUACCAUACCAACGACGUCGCCUCCACUACCUCCGUCACGCUCACUAAAGAGCAAUUCGACGAGCUGAUCAGGAACCAGCGCCCCGCACGGGACGACGACGCAUUAUCCAUGCGUCAGCGCCUACCCCCAGCCAACCCUCCGGUCUUCCCCGACGACUCGAAACUUACGGAGGACAAUUACGUUGACUGGGUCCCCACGAUGCCGCCAUGCCCGCCCUCUUGGGCUGGAUUCAACGCUCGGACGAAUCGAGCGACGGUCUCCGUUGCGAAGGCGGUCGUACCGACCAAACGCUCUGCACCAGGCAAGAAGGGAAAAUGGGAUCGUUCUGGUCCUGCCCCGAGCAACUGCCCAGCUUGUGGUCAAGGCAAACACUGGCUCGACAAGUGUCCGGAAUCGCGCAAGCGAGCCAAGUACCUCGAGCUCAAAAACGCCAUGAAGGAACUCCAAGGCUCAUCAUCGCCUGCGUCCACGUUCGUGGCCACCGAGGCAGCAUCCAAGGAUCAACACCUGUCCGUCGUUUCUUCUGCUACGUUUGUCAACAUCGGGCCACCGGCGGAAAUCCUUCUGCUAGACUCGGCGUCGGCGUGCCACGUCGUCAACGAUGCGUCCUUCUUUGACGGCCCCCUUUCGCCUACCCCGCAAGUCCUGCAAGGUCUAGGGGGAACGGUGAAGGCCUCGGGAAUCGGCUCGGUCAAGCUCGUCUCCGAUAAUGGUACCAGGUUCACCCUCAACGACGUGAUCUACGCCCCCGAGAGCCCUGCCAACCUCAUCUCAGUCCGGGCCUUCGACCGCAAAGGCGUUCGCAUCACCUUCGAACACGGACAAGUCGAGCUCCGCACGCCGCAAGGGUGCAUCGCCACAGCAUCAGCCAUCGCGUCCUGCGUUUACAAACUCAACGCUUCGGUCCAAGCUGCCAGCAAAGAUGCGCGACACACCCUCGUUGCCACCAAGUCCAAUAGGCUACCUUUACUUACCCUUCACCGGCGCUACGGCCACGCCUCUGUCCAGACACUUAAAAAACUGGCGGCCUCUGGCCAGGUGGAGGGUUUAGAUUGGCCCUAUAGUGACUUCGAGUGUGAUGGCUUCACCUGCAACGCGUGCCUUGCCUCCAAAGCGCAUCGUUUGCCUUUCCCCUCUUCGUCGUCGCAUGCCGCGGAACCACUCGCAUUGGUGCACUCGGACGUCUUAUCUUUCCCCGAGGAAUCCUUAGGCCAUAAGCGAUACCUCGUCACGUUCAUCGACGACUUCUCGAGGAAGACUUGGGUUUACCCCAUCGGGCACAGGGGCGAGGUCCUUCAGACAUUCAAGGAUUGGCUUCUGGAGAUCGAAAACGCCACGGGUCGCAGGGUCAAAACACUUCGCUCGGACAACGGGGGCGAGUAUGUCUCUACCGCUUUCAACGGCUAUUGCGUGGCCCGCGGAAUUCAUCGCGAAUUGACCAUACCGUACACACCCGAGCAAAACGGUCGGGCUGAGCGAGCCAACCGGUCGAUCGUCGAGGGCACCCUGGCUCUACUGUCUCACUCGGGACUCCCACGAUCGUGCUGGGACGAGGCUGCCAUGUGUUACAUUCACGCCAAGAACCUCUCGCCUCACGCGGCCCUUGGUGGAGCCAUCCCAAACAGUCGUUGGUCGGGCCACACACCAAGCGUAGGGGGUCUUCGGGCAUUCGGUUGUCGCGCUUGGACCACCGUGCCGGCUCACCGACGGGACAAGCUCGACCCAAAAGGGAUUCCUCUGGUCUUCGUCGGGUACGAUCGACACGCGAAAGCCUACCGUCUUCUCGAUCGUUCCUCCAUGCGUGUGAGUCUGGGCCGCAAUGUGACGUUCGUAGAAACCGAGUUCCCCUUCGCUAUCGCGCCCACCCGAGUGACGCAGCCGUCCAUCCCGGGUUACGCCCCCCAGCCCCCACCCGUCGAAGCUCCAACACCCGUCGAGCCUCCCCCACGGCCACCGGCCCCAACGCCUGUCGAGGCACCCGCGUCGCCCGCAUCGACCAGCUCGGCCGACAACGACGACGCCUCAUCGACCACGAGCGCAACGACGGAGUCAGCCGUGAACCUGCCGCAACCACCUCCGGAUCCAGCUCCACUCGCCAAAGUCAAGCCGAGUUGGGAGUACGGCGACGUCGCCAAGGUUGGUCCCGAUCCAGGGAAGUACGGUGAAGUCGACGCUCGAAACAUCAUUGAUGGCCCCCGGACUCGCCGCCAACCCGUUCCCACCAUGAUCACGCGGGAACAGCCAGUCGACGGCACCGACGGACCCACCGCCUCUUUCAAGAGCCUGCUCCUUGCCUUCGCAUCCACCAAGGCCGGCUUCGCAGAUCAUGACUUGUCGGUUGUUCGCGAUCCGGCAAAUUGGGGCGACGUCAUCCGAUCGGGACAAGAGGACGUUUGGGGCGCUCCGGCACAGGAUGAAUUCGAUUCGCUUCUGAACGAUUACGAGGUCUUUCAAAUCGUCGAAUCCUGUGAGCUCCCAGCGGGUGAGAUCCUCCUGCGGUCGGGCUGGGUGUUCCGGACUAAACGCAACCAGCAUGGCGACAUCACCGAUCACAAGGCCCGACUUGUUGCUCACGGAUGUGCCCAACGCCCUGGCCUUGACUUCGAGAAGACCUACGCCCCUGUCGUCAAAUUCACGUCCAUUCGAGCCCUCAUCGCACUCGCCGCGGCCAACGGCUAUCUCGUCCAUCAGGCCGACGUCCACAAGGCGUAUUUACACGGCAAACUUGACAAGCCUCUCUACAUGCGCGUCCCUCAGGGCAUAAACCUGCCAGGCAAGAUCCUCAAGCUGUCCAAAUCCAUCUACGGCCUUCGCCAGGCCGGCACCAUCUGGAACGCUGAGAUCGACUCGACUCUGCGGUCCCUCGGAUACGUCCCCACCAGGUCUGACAUCUGUAUCUACCGCCGCGAACACGACGGGCACUCACACUAUAUUGCCUUGUACGUCGACGACUUGCUUUUGGUUGGUCCCUCUACCGCCGAAAUCGAGCGGGUGCUGGACGCGCUGGAACUCGCAUACGGCAUCAAACGUCUCGGACCUGCCGAAUAUAUUCUAGGCAUCCAAGUCAAACGUGGACAAGACGGCUCUAUCACGCUCUCACAAGAGCGCUACCUUCGGGACAUCCUUGCCAGGUUCCAAUUCACCGAUGCCAAGCCGGCAAGUAUUCCAAUGCAGCCAGGUGUCGUCCUUGACUUCGAGGACUUGGCGGCCACUCCUCAGGAUCGUACGCGCUACUUGCAGGCCAUCGGUUCGUUGAUGUACGCCGCAGUUGGAACUCGUCCGGACCUCGCCUUCGUGGUCAGCUACCUCGCUCGCUUCUCCCAGCAGCCUGGCCCGGAGCAUUGGACAGCCAUCAAGCAGGUCCUCCGUUACAUCAAAGGCACGCUGGACUUGGGCCUCACCUAUCGCAAGACCAGCCAGCCACUCCAUGGCUACUCGGAUGCGAACUGGGGAGCCUGUCUAACGACCUCACGAUCGACCAUGGGCUACGCGUUCAUCUUGUCUGGAGCCGCUAUUGCUUGGUGCUCCAAACGCGAGCACAGGGUGGCCAAGUCCACUACCGACGCAGAGUACCUCUCUCUUUCGUACACAAGCGGUGAUGCCAUCCACCUGAGCGAACUCCUGGCUGAACUUGGCGCUCCGGUCUCCGGUCCAGUCGUACUCUACGGGGACAACCAAGGUUCGCUGGCUCUUGCGCAGCACCCGACCAACCAUCAGGGGUCUCGUCAUGUUCGCAUCUCGGAACAUUACGUCCGCGAGAGGGUAGCUGAGAAGGAGAUCGAGGUCCGCUACAUCGCCACCGGCGACAUGAUUGCCGAUAUUUUCACCAAAGCCUUGGGUCCCAAGCCGUUCAUCUUCCAUCGGGAGAAUUUGGGUUUGCGAGGUGCAGUGGUAUGACAGCACGGGGGGGUGUCAAUAUAUUGCUGUUUCAUCCCACUGGUAUUCCCGAUUAUGAUUAGUUACUAGUUGUUGAUAUUAGUCGCCUCGCGCGUCUCGAGCCUGCCUCGCACGCGCUCCCUUAGCGCUUAUCUUCUUUCUCCAACUAUCUUUACUAUCUUCAUCGGCUCUCGUACUUACGCACUUCGUGCCUCGGCCUCAGUUCCUGAAAGCUGCUCGAACCUGUGCUACAAACACCUACCUCUCAGCGGGAGCAUGCGUCACGGUCUGCCCUACAAGCACUUUCGCAGACAAAAGUCAGUCGCCUUUCAGCUUGUACUUUGUAAUCAUCACGAGUAACCAGCUGAUUUGUCUCUUCUUCGUCCGCAUCUGUAGCGGCAGGCACCUGCAUCGCCUGCGGGACUGGGGCACUGACUUGCACCUCCCCGGCGAUCGCCAAGACAUGCGGAUUGGACCAAUACAACAACCAACUCUACCUCCUCAACGGUCGAUGUGCUCCUGCCGCUGCUUGCCCCACGUGGUCCUUCCCCGACCCGUCCUCGCAAAAGUGCAUCCAAUGCACUUCGCUCUUCCCCGGUUCCCUGACUUGCAACGCUAAGGGUGCACUGUCGUGCGGUCAAAACAGUGUCGGCAAGCAGCUCUUCCUGACGGCGACCCAGAACUGCGUCGAAGCGGCUCAGUGCGUCGUUGGAACGUACCCCGACACUUCGAAGGGCCAGUGCGUGACUUGCAACGACGGUGUAACGGCGUGCACCGGUUUGGGCGCCUCUCAGGCACUGACGUGGUACGUUAUCAGGGCACACGUGGUUUCCUCGGUUCUCUUUGUAUGGAAAUAGUGUACUGAAGCCGCCCCGCGCUCAUUCUAUGCAGUGGCACGGCAUCCCGAAGCGUGCCUCUCUUCUUGGAUCCCACCACCACAUCCUGCGUGGCGCAGUGCCCCACGAAGUACUACCCGGUUCCGGGCUCGUCGAGUUGUGUCAUGUGCGACGACGGUGAUGAUGCCUGCACUGGUAAUGGAGACGGCACCGCCCUCGUCUGCGGUGUCAACUCCCUCGGACGAAAGACUUACAUGAGUCCGACGAAUGAUUGCGUCGAGGGUCCUAAGUGCGGACAGAUCGGCGCCUACUACCCCGACGACUACCUCAAGGCCUGCGUGAGCUGCGACGAGGGAGAGCUCGCUUGCACCGCCGAUGGGUUCGGGGCUGCUACGAAGUGGUGAGUUGUGCUAGGGAUCCUUUCUCGAGCGAGACCGGUCGUUGACUAGCUGGGGUGCCGAUCGUCCCACAGCGGUAAGCUUCCCGCUACCGGCGAGCAACUCUACCUAUUCCAAGGCGAUUGCUACACCGGACCCAACUGCCCUCAAGGCACGUUCGUCAACGACGGCGACAACACAUGCACGUCUUGCCCCGCCGGAGUUCUGCUUUGCGAUGCCAUCGACAACGCAAACCUCUGCGCACCUUCACUCAACGGACAAGCCUUGUUCAUGAACGUCGGCAAGUGCGUGACCACCGACAAGUGCCCCCUCGGUACCUACGGCAAGCCGGGACCUUUCGUGUGCGCCUCUUGCCUCGAGCUCGACUCGCAAGCCAAGCAGUGCGACAUCAACAACCGUGCCACUCUUUGCUUCCCCGGCUGGUGGGCGCGCCUUUCCGACGGCGUGUGCGUCCCCAGGAGUAGUUGCGACAGUUCCUACUACAUCAACGACGGCCCGAGGACUUGCACUCCGUGCGAACGCAUCCAGCACAACUCUGCAACUUGCACUGCCACCCUGGCAACGUCGUGCAAGCCAGGCUCCUACCUUCUCAACGGUGUGUGUCUCGCCGUUGUCCCAUUCCCGGUUACUUCCAGGAAGACGCAAGUGAGUACCAAGCUUUCCGACUGGGUCCUGGACGCAAUUGAGGGAUCGUGUGACUGACGCGACCGAACGCCUGGUUUGCGACCACUCGUUAGCUUGGUCCUGUAUCCCCUGCGGCUCGCUCUUUGCGCACGCCACGAUGUGCGACCGCUCCUCUCUCUACGCCUGCGAAGGUGGUUGGGCCGUCAUGAAAGAUUCCAACGACAAACGGGUUUGCACCUCGAACUGCGACCCAGGUUUGAGCUACGUCAUUAGCGGAGGCUUUGUGACGCAAGACGCCGGCAAAUACGAUCCCGUCAUCGCCCAAAAGGUCCCCUUCAAGGUCCAAGGCUGCUACCCCUGCACUUCCAAGUUUGGAGAGUUUGCUUUCACUUGCAGCGAAAAUGAUCUGGAUAGCUGGUAA
This is a messenger RNA of Microbotryum saponariae, 6242 nucleotides long. The record is from the annotation of a GenBank genome assembly. Lineage: Eukaryota; Fungi; Basidiomycota; Microbotryomycetes; Microbotryales; Microbotryaceae.